CUAACUAUUUCCCGACGCUUUUCUCUUCUUUACUUUCGUGCAGAAUAGUACUACGAGCAGAAGGUUAGUUCACGGGUCUUCGUUGAUCUUUCAAAUCGUAGAGGUUGCGAUCUUCAAUGGAGAUCAGUGUUAUGAGCUUCAAGCUACCAUCAUCUUUCAGAUCUAUUCAAGUAACUGCUGCUAAUCCGAUCUAUACUCCUCCGAUCUGCGAUACGAAGAGAGCAGCAAGAUGCCGGAGGAUUUCAGUUGUCGUGAACGGAAUAGGAGGAGGAUCGGCCAAGUACAAAGGAACACAGAUGAGAGAGCAAAAGCUGACGGAGUUGAUUGAGUCGAAAGUCGCUGAAGCAACGCAAGUUUGCGAGGGAGAUCGUGAUUCCGACGAGUGCAAGGUGGCGUGGGAUGAGGUGGAGGAGGUGAGUCAGGCGAAAGCUGAUCUCCGGCGAAAACUGGAGGAGAACAGGGAUCCUUUACAGUCGUUUUGUGAGGAAAAUCCUGAGACGGACGAGUGUCGUAUCUACGAAGAUUGAAAUCCACCGACAGAUGAUUCACGAUCGGCGACUUCCUCCGGCAAUGUAUGUUUUCAUUAUCAUGGUGAUUAUAUGCUAAUGGAUGAUUAUCUUAUGUGUUUACUACUUUUUUACUUAUAAUCCAGUACAAAAUUGGUUCCA
Molecule: messenger RNA, 668 nt
Organism: Lactuca sativa (garden lettuce)
Lineage: Eukaryota; Viridiplantae; Streptophyta; Magnoliopsida; Asterales; Asteraceae
Gene: CP12-3
Product: CP12 domain-containing protein 3
Biological process (GO): negative regulation of reductive pentose-phosphate cycle
Cellular component (GO): chloroplast
Source: RefSeq, a predicted model, not a curated record